CCGAACGAUAGUCGGAGCGCAGCUAUGGCGGAGGGGGGAGGAGGUGAACCGGGCCCGGCACUCUCCCAACAAGCCGCUUGCACGCCGUCCCUUGGAGGGGAACACGAGUCUUCUUGCAGUCCGGACCCCGAGACUCAGAAGUCCGAGCUGGGGGAGCUGCUUAAAACGCAACUGAAGAAGGGAGAUGAGUGGUAUCUCAUUGACAGUCGAUGGUUCAAGCAAUGGAAGAAGUAUGUUGGAUUCGACUCUUGGGACAUGUACAAUGUGGGAGAGAGCAAUCUAUUCCCCGGGCCUAUUGAUAAUUCUGGCCUUUUUGCAGAUCCUGAGACACAGGUAUUAAAGGAACAUCUAAUUGAUGAGCUUGACUAUGUGCUGGUACCAACUGAAGCAUGGAACAAACUUAUGAGCUGGUAUGGCAGUGUACAAGGGCAACAGCCUAUUGUAAGAAAGGUAGUCGAGCAUGGCAUGUUUGUGAAGCACUGUAAAGUCGAGGUUUACCUCAUUGAACUAAAGCUCUGUGAGGACAGUGACCCAGACAAUGUGAUAAUCCGGCACUUCAGCAAAGGGGACACCAUAGAAGCCAUAGAAAAGGAAAUGAGAACUAUCUUUAAUAUCCCUGUUGACAAAGAGACCAGGUUAUGGAACAGGUAUAUGACUAAUACAUACGAGCAGCUCACCAAACCAGAUAACACAGUGCAAGAUGCUGGACUUUAUCAGGGCCAGAUUUUGGUCAUAGAACAGAAGAAUGCCGAUGGUACUUGGCCCCGGCAACCCCAAACAAAAUCGAGCACGACAACGAGUAGAAAUUUUACUACCUCUGGGAAAUCAUCAGCAAGUAGUGGUUGUGCCUCGUCGUCGUCAUCAUCAUCUGCCUCGUCAUCUUCGACUAUCACAAAUGGAGAGAGCAACAGCUCCUAUGCUCUGAAUAGCCUCGGAAAAGGAGGAUAUUCUUCAUCCUACAAUUCUUCCUACAGUUACAGAGAGCCCUUGUCUCAGCCUGGCCUCUGUGGACUCAGCAAUCUUGGAAAUACCUGCUUCAUGAACUCUGCUCUGCAGUGUUUGAGUAAUGUCCCACCACUGACAGAAUUCUUCCUAUCAGAUGAGUAUAAAAAGGAGAUUAACAGGGAAAAUCCUUUGGGAAUGAGAGGAGAGAUUGCAAUGGCCUAUGCAGAAUUGAUCCGCCAAAUCUGGUCAGGAGACUAUACGUAUGUGGCUCCGCGGAUGUUUAAAACACAGGUUGGUAGGUUUGCUCCGCAAUUUUCUGGAUAUCAGCAGCAAGAUUCUCAAGAACUUCUAGCGUUUCUGUUGGACGGCCUACAUGAAGAUCUUAACAGAGUCAAAAAGAAGCCAUACCUGGAGCUGAAGGAUGCCAAUGGCAGGCCAGAUGCGGUUGUGGCUGUAGAGGCUUGGGGCAAUCAUCUGCGGAGAAACAACUCCAUCAUUGUUGAUAUUUUCCAUGGCCUUUUCAAGUCCACUCUUGUGUGCCCAGAAUGCUCUAAAAUCUCUGUAACCUUUGAUCCCUUCUGCUACCUAACCCUUCCACUGCCCAUGAAAAAAGACCGCACUAUGGAAUUGUUUCUGGUCCGUGCUGACCCCCAGUGCAAACCCACCCAGUACCGCUUAGUAGUACCCAAGAUGGGAGCAGUUUCUGAUCUAUGUGCAGCAUUAUCUAAAUUAUCGGAUGUGCCUGCUGAAAAUAUGGUGGUGACAGACGUAUAUAACCAUCGCUUUCAUAAAAUCUUCCAAAUGGAUGAAAUGCUCAGCCAUAUUAUGGAGAGGGACGAUCUCUUUGUCUAUGAAGUGAAAUCUACAAGGAGUGACGACUCGGAGUGGCUCACGCUGCCCAUCUGCUUCAGAGAGCGGCGUUUCCGUCAGACCACCUCAGCCGGCACCAUGUUAUUCGGACAACCCCUGCUAGUGUCUGUACCAAGGAACAACCUCACUGCCGAAAUAUUGUACAAUGUCGUGCUGGAAAGAAUCCAACGUUAUAUAAAAUCUCCACUUCCAGACGAGUACUCCUGCCUAAAUUCAGACGGCCGGGCGUGCAAUGGCUCAAACGGAAUAUAUGACGAUGAAGAGAUGGAUCACCAAGAUGAACGAGAUGAGAGGGAGGAAUCCCCAGAGGAGUCCAAUGGGCAAUCCGAUGAUAGCGUAGAGGAUGAAAGCUCGGAAGGAGGCUGCAGCCCCUGCAACAAGAUGCCAAAGAAAGCCAGGGACUGCCGCAAGAGGCUCUUCACGUUCAGUCUUGUCAACUCGUACGCCACCUCUGAUGUGGGAUCCAUGCCUGCCGAGGGAUCCAUCUUAAAACUCAACUCUUAUUCUACCAUUGCUAUUGACUGGAACACUGAAGCAAAGAAGCUGUUUUAUGAUGACCAGGAGGCAGAGGCUUUUGACAAACAUGAAUCGAUGCUACAGCCACAGAAAAAAAAGAUUACAGUAGCCCUGAGAGAUUGUAUUCAGCUGUUUACCAAGAAGGAGACACUUGGGGAGCAUGAUCCCUGGUAUUGUCCAAACUGCAGAAAGCAUCAGCAGGCCACCAAGAAAUUUGACCUAUGGUCUUUGCCAAAAAUCCUGGUGGUGCAUUUAAAGCGCUUUUCUUAUAAUCGUUACUGGAGGGACAAACUUGAUGCUGUGGUUGAAUUUCCAAUCAGGAACCUGAAUAUGUCCGAGUUUGUCUGUGAUCUAACAGCGGGUCCCUAUUUGUAUGACCUUGUUGCUGUUUCAAAUCACUAUGGAGGAAUGGGAGGUGGACAUUAUACAGCAUAUGCAAAGAAUCACGAAAAUGGACAGUGGUACUAUUUUGAUGACAGCAGUGUUUCUCCAGCUUCUGAAGAUCAGAUUGUGACAAAAGCUGCCUAUGUUUUAUUCUACCAGCGCCAGGAUGAUGAUCACUUUAAAACCUCGUUGCCUACAGCUUCAGUUAGUACAGCUGCAACGGAGGAAGACGGGGAUGGACAGGGGAAACACGAGCUUGACUCUAUGGACACCAACUAGGGAUUUUCACCUUUACCAUGUGCAGUUGUAAUGUCCCAUCCACGAGACCUGGGACUCCUUACUGAAAUCUCCGUCUUUCUGCUCCAAGAUGUACAUACUACCCUUGAAAUCUGAGGAGCAAUCGCUAUGAACAACGAUAACACUGCUAAGGCAAAUAAAUUACUGUGGAUUUAAUAUUUCCUGAAGAGAGAGGGGGGGAAAUGAAUUUAUAAUACUUAUUUCAUACAAUGUUCUUUGUAGAACAAGCAUUUGGUGAUUGUGGGUAUUAAAGACCUGAAUUUGAGAAGGAGAAAAAGACAAAUCCGAACUAUUGAAUAUAAAAAGCUAUAGGUUACAUGGUUUGGUGCUCUGUAAGUGCUCAGAAAGGAAUAUUUAAUUUAACACCCCGGCUUUAUCCCCCUCCCAACAUUUAAUUUGAGCAAAAUGAACACCAGCAGCCUUUGAAGAGUAUAUUUUUUAAUACAAAGUACUGUAGCACUGGCUAAGAACUUUAUCCCAGCUAUUUCUAUGGUGCGUGGGAAACUUUUCUCUGCAAGAGAAGAGGGGUGGGAUGGGGGUAUGCUUUUCAUCACAUAACCCUGUGGAGUACAAGGGUUUGUAAAGGCCCUUAAAUAGUAAGGUAAAAUGCAUUGCUUCGGAAGCAGUUUAUUUUUUCCUCCCCUUUUGUGUGGGUUAUAUUUAUUGCUUUUUUUGUUUUUGUUUUAAGAGGACAGUGUGUACAGCGCUGCACGGUGUAUCAGCGUGAAGAUGUGGUUUGCUGAUUUGUGUGCCCAUAUCCUCCAUGCAUCAUACAAUCUGUUACUCCAGAAGCUCUGAUUGCCAGUGAUGUAUUGCUGGGUACCAGUACAUUGCGAAAGCUACAUGUGUUAUGAGCUGCUCGGGCCGCGAAGGGGCUAUUAAAUGUCAUGUUCGAACACCUUUCUGCUAUUAUUUAAAGUGGCAAUAUGGCUGUAUAGCAGUGGUUUAUGCAUUGUGUAUGGUCUAAGUGCAUGUUUCAGCAAAAGUAUGUGUUUUCUUUAUUUUUUUUUAGAUUAGUGUUACACCUAGAAACUAUAUUUUGUUCUCUGAAACUGUAGUCACUUCACAAGCGCCACGAGACGGCAGUAUCCUUCUGGUGCCUUUUUUUAGUUACCUAGAUGUCUGAAACAUCACAUUAGAGCUCUUUAAUGUCUGUCUGAUAGCUGUGCAGUUACUGAUAUGUCUGACUGUAGCCGGUAAAGGAAUCCUGCGUAAACAUUGUUUUAGCUGUAAACAAGGAAACAUAACAUGCAACGGUAAUUCUAACUACUUUGUUUAGUUAAUCCUUUGGAUUCCUUUACUUUGUGCCUUUCCUGGAACCGCUAAAUCCUGCUGUACAGCGCUGCGGCGUGCGAUUGCACCAUAAAAAUCAAUAAAUAAUGACAAAGCAGCCGUACAA
This is a messenger RNA of Spea bombifrons (plains spadefoot toad), 4411 nucleotides long. RefSeq names its product ubiquitin specific peptidase 4 (gene USP4). Gene Ontology annotation, molecular function: cysteine-type deubiquitinase activity. The record is from RefSeq and is a predicted model, not a curated record. The transcript is spliced from 22 exons. Bases 25 to 2994 code for a protein of 989 amino acids. NCBI's taxonomy places the organism in Eukaryota, Metazoa, Chordata, Amphibia, Anura, Pelobatidae. Gene Ontology annotation, biological process: protein deubiquitination.